Gossypium raimondii (Peruvian cotton) is the source of this 2461-nucleotide messenger RNA. Its product is annotated as protein IQ-domain 26. Lineage: Eukaryota; Viridiplantae; Streptophyta; Magnoliopsida; Malvales; Malvaceae. Gene Ontology annotation, molecular function: protein binding. The transcript has 4 exons. Bases 1030 to 2241 code for a protein of 403 amino acids. The record is from RefSeq and is a predicted model, not a curated record.
AGAAGAGAAAGAUAUUGUGCAGAAUCAAUGGCAGCAGAGAGAUACUGAGCCAGAAAUCAUUAUAGGAAAGAAGAUACGGAAACUGAAAGAUCUUUCUUCUUCACCUAAUAACAGAAGAAAAGAAGAUUUUCUUCAUAUAUGCCUAUAUAUAUUCUUUUGGACUAUUUAUAGACAAAAGAGUAAUAGCAAUAGAAACCAAGUAACCAACCCUUUUGCUUUAAUGCCUCUGAAUCCUUUGCUCAGUCUCCCAAAAAAAAAAAAGGUUGCAUCUUUUGCGUCCGGUUUUGUUUUAAAAGAAUUGCCAUUUGAUUUUCUUCUUCUUGUCUAAUAAAAUAAAGGGUAUUUAAUAUAAUAUAAUAUUACAUGAAGGAGCUUUGAUUUGUACGCAUAUUAUACACAUUGCUCAACAAAGUUACAGAGAGAGAGAGAGAUAGAAAAAAAAAGUUUUAAGCUUUGAGACAGAGGGAAACCGGCGCCAAUUUUGAAUAUUUGAGAAGUUCAUCACGAGGUUGUGUCAGAUUUCUUUUUCAAAAAAAUCCAAGCUUUAUCCAUAUAUUUUUAAGUUUUGGGGAUGUUUUUGAUUUUGGUUAUUUUUUAGUUUUUCCUCCUCACUUCUUUACUUGCAACCUGUAAAGAUUCUAGAGAUGUUGCAGACACCCCAUGUUUUUUAUUCCAACUUCGAAAAGAGCUCACCUUUUCUUUCUUCUCUCUCUUUCUCUAAAUUUUAUGAUCAUUACUUUGUUCCUUUUUAUUGCUAAAAAAGUAAAAACACCAUUGUGGGUUGGAAAGGGUCUUCCAUCGAGUGCUUUCGAUGUUAUUUCGUUUCUCUCUAUAAAGAUUCACUAGCUACCUACAUGCUUGUUUAUUUCUCUCAUGUGUUUGGCACUUGAAAUUCUGGACAAACUGAGAAAAUUAAAAUAGAACGCUGUCUUCUCUUUGUUUUUUUUUUUUAACAACCUCAGUUUGAUUUGUUUCUGUCUUUAGGAACAAUUUUUGUUGGUACUAUUUGUUGUUGCCUUAGUUUUUGGUAUGGGGAAAGCUGCAAGGUGGCUGAAGGGGUUAUUGGGCAUGAAAAAGGAGAAAGAUAAAGACCGGAUAGAGCAAUAUUCAUCUGUUUUAUCCGAUCAAAAGGAGAGGAAAAGAUUUAGUUUUGGCAAAUCCAGCAAAGGUGUCAGUGAAAUUACUCAGAGUCCAAGCAAUGUUUCCACCACUACAGAUGCUGCUUGGCUUAGAUCCUACAUUGCUGAAACUGAGAAAGACCAAAACAAGCAUGCAAUUGCUGUGGCUGCUGCCACCGCAGCUGCAGCUGAUGCCGCCGUGGCUGCAGCAAAGGCGGCAAUGGCAGUGGUGAAGCUAACCAGUAAUGGACGAACCAGUUUGGUUGGUGGAGGGAGGGAAAGGUGGGCAGCUGUGAAAAUUCAAAGCGUCUUCAGAGGGUAUUUGUCUCGGAAAGCACUUAGAGCAUUGAAAGGACUGGUUCGAUUACAAGCUCUGGUUAGAGGCUAUCUUGUCAGAAAGAGGACUAUUGCAACUCUGCACAGUAUGCAAGCUCUUCUAAGAGCCCAAACAACAGUUCGGUCUCAGCGGAUACGUCGCUCCUUCAACAGGGACCAUUCCUGUUGUCUUGAAAACAAGCCACGCUCUUCCAUUGAAAGAUUUGAUGAACCGAGAAGUGUAAUCCACAGCAAAAGACUGUCUGCAUCGAUGGAAACCAAUGCACAUGAUGACAGCCCAAAGAUUGUUGAAAUUGAUACAUUCAAGACAAGAUCAAGAUCACGUAGGUUCAACCUUAAUGCAUUAUCAGAAUGCGGGGAUGACUUCGCUUCCCAUACAACCUCAUCUCCUCUUCUGUGUCCGGUUCCUGCCCGAACAUCAACACCCCAUCACCAAAAUGUUGAUGAUUUUGAAUGGUGUUUUGCGGAUGACGAAUGUAGGCUCUCCACCGCUCAGAGCACCCCUCGUUUUGCUAAUCCGGUUAGGACGCCUAUUGCUCCUGCUACACCAUUGAGUGUGUGCGGAGAAUGGUAUUUUAGACGACCUCAUUCGAACCUCCCAAACUACAUGGCGAAGACACAAUCAUUCAAGGCCAAGUUAAGAUCUCAUAGUGCCCCAAAGCAAAGACCAGAGCCAGGAGCAAAGAAGAGACUUUCCCUCAAUGGAUUAAUGGCUGCAAGGAACAGCAUCAGUGGAGUUAGAAUGAACACCUCAUGCUAUCAAGUUGAUGAAGGAUUGGAAUUAUAAGAGAAAAAUUCCAAGUUUUCCAUGUAUUGUUAAUUUGUUUGCUAUGGGUAUCAACAAUCUAUUACAACUCAACUCCAGUGUUUCCCACUUUGUUAUAAACAAUACCCAUAGGAUAGAAGAACAGAUUCUUGUGUAAAUCCUUCCAAUGACGGUUUUUUUCCCCCUAUUUAAUUAAGCCGUUGCUGAUUUAAUCAAAUUUCCAAUGUUUAACAGGAGUUCA